AUGACUUAUUCAAAGAGUUCAUCAUCAAUAGAUUCGCCGUCUGCGCCAAAGGCUGCCAUCACAAUACCGAAUGGUAAGAGAACUUCAUUUCUCCAAGCGAGUUCCUUGGCUACAAGAAGGAGCUCUUUGUCCCGAUCUUUUCAAAUGAUGCCUGGGAAACCAGGUAAGAGCUUUGACUCUCAUGUUUUGGUAGAUGUGGUUUCACCAAAUUUCAAAACUCAACGCCCAGAGGAGGAAACUGAGAUAAUUAACAGUCUUCGAAAGACAUUCCUGUCUGACAACUUAAAGAGAGAUUCCAGUUCUUCGGUGGGUAGUCCCGACGAAAAUACAGCAAGAAGUAUGGUAACGGAUGUCAACACGGCUGCAACUACCGAGUCAAUUGACAAGUCUCUGACACCGACAAUCGCGCGUGCUGGAGGUGAUAUUACAAGAGAUAUUUACAAGUUUGCUACCACGAACGGUGAGAAUGGUGGAAAAGGUCCUAAAUCUAUGGAAGAUGUUAGUUUAGCCAUGGAGAGCCGGAGACGGCAGUCCACCGCAAGUGGUCUUAACGUUCCUGGAGGUUUCAGAAGGGAAUAUAUUGUGAGUAAGGUGAGACAGCAGCAGCAGAAUCUACCAACUGAUUACGGUACAAGCCACCCAAGUUCACCUAAUAGCUCACUUCUUCCGUCGCCUGCUCUACCAGCUGAGGAUAUUGACAAGGUACCCUUUCUAACGAGGAAUUUCUUGGAGUUCCUCUACGUUUACGGACAUUUCGCAGGUGAAUCUUUCGAAGAUGACUUUUUAUCAGAGGACGGUAACUUACCCAAGAGCCUUGGGGAGAGGUCAAAUUUGAUGCUGGAAGAAGGUAGAGGAGGUAGAUUGGGUACUUCGCUUCAAUCUGUCAAAGGUAAUACCCCAACCAUGACAGCUUUUUUCCUUCUAUUGAAAUCAUUCAUUGGUACCGGUGUGCUUUUCCUCCCAAACGCUUUCUCUAAUGGUGGAUUGUCAUUCUCGAUCGUUAUGCUGUCCUUUUUCGGAGCAUACUCCUACUGGUGUUAUUUCAUAUUGAUCAGAGCUAAGAAAAUCACUGGGGUGACUUCUUUUGGUGAUAUUGGUCUCAGACUCUUUGGCCCGUGGAUGAAGUUUGUCAUUUUGUUUUCGUUGGUUUUAACUCAAAUAGGGUUUUCUGGUGCUUAUGUUAUAUUCACCGCAGAAAACCUGAAAGCAUUUACCAAAAACGUCUUUCUAGUGUCUGACGUACCGAUUUCAUACUUUAUGAUCAUUCAACUGAUCGUCUUUAUCCCAUUAUCAUUCAUCAGAAAUGUGUCGAAGCUAUCACUACCUUCUCUACUGGCGAACUUCUUCGUCAUGGCCGGUUUGGCGAUUGUACUAUUUUUCAGUACUAAGCAUUUAGUAAUCGAUUUGGGCAUGAGAGCUGCAGAUGGCGUCAUCGUGGGAUUCAACCAAAGCCGGUGGUCAAUGUUCGUUGGUACCGCUAUCUUUGCCUUUGAAGGUAUCGGCUUGAUUAUUCCAGUGCAAGACUCGAUGAGACACCCAGAAAAAUUCCCAAUGGUUCUGGCCUUAGUGAUCGGAAGCUCCACGGUACUUUUCAUCACCAUUGCAUCGAUUGGAUACUUGGCUUACGGCUCAGCGAUCGAGACAGUGAUUCUCCUUAACUUGCCUCAAAAGAAUGUUUUCGUGAAUCUGAUCCAAUUCUUUUACUCACUUGCCAUCAUGCUGUCCACACCUCUACAGCUUUUCCCGGCCAUCAAGAUCAUUGAAAACAAAGUAUUUCCCAAAUUCACGAAGAUAUACGUCAAGAAAGAUGAUGAUACGACAGAUAUUCAGCUGCGUCCGAAUUCCGGCAAGUUAAAUUGGAAAGUGAAAUGGCUUAAGAAUUCUGUCAGGGCCAUAAUCGUUGCCCUGGUUAUCCUAAUGGCGUAUUACGGAGCAGAUAAAUUGGACAAGUUCGUUUCAAUCAUAGGAUCCUUUGCCUGUAUCCCAUUGGUGUACAUGUAUCCGCCAAUGCUCCAUCUACAGAGUUACAGUCGACCAAGAUCAGCUGGUCAGAAAUUUCCUUGGAGAUCAAUCGUUGACUGCGUUUUGAUCGUGUUUGGUGGCGUCAGCAUGUGCUACACCUCCUAUCAGAGCAUAUUUGCGAGCUAA
Torulaspora delbrueckii is the source of this 2148-nucleotide messenger RNA. RefSeq names its product Avt4p (gene AVT4). The coding region runs from base 1 to 2148 and encodes 715 amino acids. Gene Ontology annotation, biological process: amino acid transmembrane transport. The record is from RefSeq and is a predicted model, not a curated record. Gene Ontology annotation, molecular function: amino acid transmembrane transporter activity. The transcript has a single exon. Lineage: Eukaryota; Fungi; Ascomycota; Saccharomycetes; Saccharomycetales; Saccharomycetaceae.